Molecule: messenger RNA, 1856 nt
Organism: Lineus longissimus
Lineage: Eukaryota; Metazoa; Nemertea; Pilidiophora; Heteronemertea; Lineidae
Product: 5-hydroxytryptamine receptor-like
Exons: 2
Coding region: 1-1296 (431 amino acids)
Biological process (GO): G protein-coupled dopamine receptor signaling pathway; adenylate cyclase-activating adrenergic receptor signaling pathway
Cellular component (GO): plasma membrane
Molecular function (GO): G protein-coupled serotonin receptor activity; dopamine neurotransmitter receptor activity, coupled via Gs
Source: RefSeq, a predicted model, not a curated record
AUGUAUAACGAAACACUGAUUGGAUACGAUAUUUCAAAUGAAUCACAUUAUACGUUCAGUUUAUUCGGGAACACCACUGAAGUUACGCAGCAGACGAACAGAUCAAACGACUCGUACGGCGGAUUCGGAUUCUACCCGGAACAUUACGGCUUGGUGCAUUUAUUAUGCACGUCCAUCAUUCUAGGCUGUAUGAUAUUAUGCACAAUAAUCGGAAACGUGUUUGUGGUGGCCGCCAUUAUUCUAGAGCGGAACUUGCAAAGUGUUGCGAAUUAUCUGAUAAUGUCUUUAGCAGUUGCUGACUUAAUGGUGGCCACGUUAGUCAUGCCUAUUAGCGCUGUGCACGAAGUGACUUCAAAAUGGUUCCUUGGGGCCGAGGUUUGUGAUCUCUGGAUUAGUUUCGACGUGUUGUGUUGUACUGCGUCAAUACUCCACCUAGUGGCGAUUGCGCUAGACAGAUACUGGGCUGUCACCCAGGUUGAUUAUAUAAGACAGCGAACAGCUAAGCGGAUAAUAUUUAUGAUCAUUCUCGUUUGGGGCUUUUCAAUCUGUAUAUCCAUUCCUCCUUUAUUUGGUUGGAAGGACAACAACAACCCGUACGAGUCCGGAGUCUGCCAGAUCAGCCAGGAUUGGGGCUACACGAUCUUCUCAACAUUUGGUGCAUUUUACAUGCCGCUUAUAGUCAUGAUGGUGAUCUAUUAUAAAAUAUUUCGUGCCGCAAGACACCGGAUUCGAAAAAGGAAUUUCAUCAACGACGCAAACAAAAAUAACAAAGCUCUCCUGACAGUUGAUGCCCCCUUGAGGAACGAUCGCGAACACACGAACUACGGGAAUACACUAAUUGUCCCAGAUUCGCCAUCUGUCAAUCACGUCUCCGUGAAUUCAGAUUCUAAUAAAGUAGUGUUCAAUCCAAAACGAACUCCAAAUUUAUCCAAUAUGCGCAAGAAUAAAAAUCCAAGUAGGCCGCCACGUGAUCGAUCUCGCGAGAGAACGCGGGAGCGGCAGAAAGAGAAACUAGAACACAAACGUGAGCGAAAGGCGGCAAGGACCUUGGCGAUUAUAACGGGUUGUUUUAUUAUAUGCUGGUUCCCAUUUUUUAUUUUAGCUUUAGUGGCGCCUUUCGUAAAGGAUAUCAGCAUAUUUCCGAAUCUUGCAUUUAGCGUGGUAUUGUGGCUAGGCUACUUAAACUCGCUUCUCAAUCCGGUUAUAUACACUGUAUUCAAUCCUGACUUCAGAAACGCCUUUAGGAAAAUUUUGUUUGGUAAGUAUCGAAAUAGACAACCGGGCAGGAGAAGGUGAUGACGUCAUCAUGAGAUCGGGAAUUGUGACCUUGACCUUAUGAACAGAGACUCGAGAGCAAUAAUCACGAUCUCUUCCAGUCUCGUUUCGUUUCGUGUGUAUCGAUCCGGUAAAUUUUAUACGAACCCGAAGAUGGAUGAAUUUCGUCAUGUAUGAUUUCCAAUGAUUAUGCGGUGUUUUCUAAAAGCAGGAACGGGAGGAACGAAUGGUUGUGGAGGAAUUUUGCUCAGUGCAGGAAAACUGAGUUGACGCUGAAAUUAGCAUAUCUUACGAGCCUACAAGCACGCUGUGAAUAACAUACAUCAAGGCACUAAAAUCACCAUCUUGGGAUCUUUGGCGGCCAUUUUGGAUAAAAAAAUUGGUUUCCUAACUUUGGGAGAGCCAUUUUGGUUUAUUGUUAUUGAAGGGUUAGAAGCCCGUGUUUGUGUCAGUAGAAACAAUGCUUGGUGUUUCUUUCAGCAGUAACGUCAGUUGGCCUAAUAUCGCCGUUUACGUCAUGACGUUAUUUCCAGUAAGAUAUUGGCGAUAUGAGAACAUGUGCCGUUUCCUUGUGGUAUCAA